GUAUUAGAGUUUAUUGUUUGUUGAGUUGUUUAUGUGUUCCUCUCACAACUCAAGGUGGGAGGAUAUUAGAAACUUUUAUUUUUUUUGUACGGUGCCUUCUCAGAUGGCGCAUGUAAUGUGUUGCCCGGCGCGCGAGUAGCUCGGGCGUUGAGUCGCGCACGCUUUUGUUCUCUCUGUACGUUAUGGCGUUAAGUCUAUCGCACACAAAAUGCAUAGAACAUAGACAUAACAUAGCAUAAGCAUAAAGAAAGAACGCAAUCUACACAAAUGUGCAUAGACAUAAGUUUUGGCCAAUCAGAAUUGAGGAACAAUUGAAAAUGCGUGUCUCUAACCUAUUAUUUACAAAAACUCGCGAUACGUUCAGCAAAUUUGUCAAAAUGGACACGAAUGAUUUGAUUUUCACUGCGAUAAUAUCAGCAAGUUAUGUUCUUUUACAAAAGCGUAAAAAAGUAAAAAAACGACUAUGGAUACGACCAAUAUAUGUACGUCGACCACUAUUUGAUGAUUUUCAACAUCUUUUUCAAGAAUUGAAAGAAGAUGCGACAAUGUUUUUUAAAUACACAAGAAUGAAUCUCUUGACUUUUAAUAAAUUAUUGGAUAUACUGCGACCUCACCUAGAAAAAAGAAAUUGGAGAGCAUUACCGGCAGAACAACGGCUUAUUAUUAUGCUCAGAUUCCUUGCAACAGGAGACCAAGUAUCCUCGAUUGCAUUUGCACAUCGCAUAGGUGAAUCAACUGUAUAUAAAAUUAUUAAAGAAACAUGUAGAAUUGUAACACAAGUUUUAAGUCCUAUGUAUUUAAAAGUACCUACAGAAGAAGAGUGGAAGAAAAUAGCUGCUGGAUUUUGGAAUCAUUGGAAUUUUCCUAAUUGUAUUGGAGCGAUCGACGGCAAGCAUUUUGUUAUCAAAGCACCUUCAAAUUCUGGCAGUUUAUAUUUUAAUUACAAAAAAACUUUUAGUAUUGUAUUAUUAGCUGCAUGCGAUUAUCAAUACAAAUUUACUGUAAUAGAUUGUGGUGCAUACGGAAGUGCAAGUGAUGGUGGAAUAUUUGCACAGUCAGAAUUUGGAAAGUGCUUAAACAAUAAUAAUCUUAAUAUACCUGUAGAAAAUUGUAAGUUACCUCUGUCGGAUAUAGAAAUGCCUUAUUAUUUUGUUGCUGAUGAGGCAUUUCCUCUAUCAAAACGAAUAAUGCGACCUUAUCCUGGACAGUUUUUGAAUGAGAAAAAGUCUGUUUUUAAUUACCGAUUAUCAAGAGCUAGACGUAUUAUUGAGAACACAUUUGGAAUUUUGGUCUCACGGUGGAGAAUUUUUACACGUAGCAUAUGUUUAAAGCCAGAACAUGUAGAUGCAAUAAUAAUGUCUGCAAUAAAUUUGCAUAAUUUUCUAAUGACGGAAAAUAACAGUGCAGGCGAAAACAUUUACUGUCCUCCAAAUUAUGUAGAUAGCGAAGAUCAUAUAGGAAAUGUUAUACAAGGUGCAUGGAGAUUCGGUCUCGAUAAUGUAAAUAAUUUGCGACCUACUAAUAUACAUAGAGCGAUAAGAGAAGCUUAUACUCAAAGAGAGAUUUUAUCUGAAUAUUUGUCGUCACCACAAGGUGAAGUACCAUGGCAAAUGGAAUAUAUUCAUAGAGGAUACAAUAAAGAUAAGCUAUAAAAAUGUAUAUGA
Messenger RNA from Camponotus floridanus (Florida carpenter ant), 1664 nucleotides. RefSeq names its product protein ALP1-like. Lineage: Eukaryota; Metazoa; Arthropoda; Insecta; Hymenoptera; Formicidae. The transcript has 2 exons. The coding region runs from base 318 to 1652 and encodes 444 amino acids. The record is from RefSeq and is a predicted model, not a curated record.